Penicillium antarcticum is the source of this 1566-nucleotide messenger RNA. It is a transcript of the gene sreA, whose product is annotated as siderophore transcription factor SreA. Lineage: Eukaryota; Fungi; Ascomycota; Eurotiomycetes; Eurotiales; Aspergillaceae. Gene Ontology annotation, biological process: negative regulation of transcription by RNA polymerase II; positive regulation of transcription by RNA polymerase II. The transcript has 3 exons. The record is from RefSeq and is a predicted model, not a curated record. Gene Ontology annotation, molecular function: DNA-binding transcription factor activity, RNA polymerase II-specific; zinc ion binding; RNA polymerase II cis-regulatory region sequence-specific DNA binding. Bases 1 to 1566 code for a protein of 521 amino acids.
AUGGAAACGCUUCACUCUUUGCCUCGGAACCAGGAUGUUCCAAUGCGGCAGCCGUCGGCGGAGGACUUGGAUGCUGCUCAACAGUUGAUCUCCUCGGCGCAGGCGGGUCGUGAACACAUGGCAGACCAAUACAGGGAGGAUUCGAUGGCUCAGGAGCCUGGCCAGCCUGGACCAGACCGAUGGGGGCACAAUGAUCUUCCAGCUGAGAAAUCAUCACCAAGCGGGCAAAAAGGCGUUAUUUUCGUUGGACAUUCGUGCAGCAAUUGCGGUACAAAAAGCACCCCACUUUGGCGUCGCUCUCCGACAGGAGCGAUGAUCUGUAAUGCCUGCGGACUUUAUCUCAAGGCUCGCAACGUCGCCCGCCCUACAAAACGAAAUCGCAUGCAACCCGAGGGUGAAAGGCCCACCCCUCCCUCUCAUACCCAUGCCGAUGGUUCCGCACAUUCUCAGGGUGGAUGCAAAGGCUCAUGUCCUGGGGGUGGAAGUUGUAAUGGCACCGGUGGUGCAGAGGGAUGUGACGGGUGUCCCGCCUACAACAAUCGAAUUUACAAGUCCGCACCCCGAGGAACCACCGCAAUUCAAUCUUCAUGGGGACGUACUCCAGCAAAUGAGCCCGAAAACGCGCCAAAAGAGGAGCCACCAGUGAAGGCUCCCACUGUCACUGAUGGAAAUAAUACUUUAGUUGCUUGUCAAAAUUGUGGGACAACUGUGACUCCUCUUUGGCGACGCGAUGAACAAGGUCACCCCAUUUGCAAUGCUUGUGGAUUGUACUACAAGCUCCACGGAUGCUACCGGCCCACGAAUAUGAAGAAAUCUAUCAUCAAACGUCGCAAACGUGUUGUUCCCGCCCUACGAGACCAAUCUCCUACCGCUGCCACCCAGUCAUCCAACGGCUCAUCUGCAUCCCCGGAAGCCUCGCCUGCUGCCUUGGCUCACGGCCACGACGACCAUUACCGAUACAUGAGUAGCGAACCCAUGGAUCCCUAUCACACGAUGCCCGGCAAAAUCGAAGAUGCACCUCGACCUAUGCCUUUCGCACCACCACCGGUCGAUUUCACCGGCUACAAUGUCACCUCCGGGCUUCCUCAUGGUCCUAUCACUCAUGGCCUACCGAUGCCGCUGGGAGUAGAACGUCUAGGUCAAUCCCCCGUGUCAUACGGCCGACGGUCGGCAUCACCGAAUUCCCUCACCCUUCCCAAAAAGCGCACCCUGGCAGAGACAGCCGCAGAAGCCCUGCCAGUCCCCAACACCCUGGAGGCAGGAUCAAACCAGUUGCCCCCAAUCAUGUCCUCGGCUUAUCCCACCCCACCCGGCCGUCUCAGCUCCAUCUCAUCCAUCCUGAAUCAACCCGACCCCCGCGGCGAAGCCCGUCCAGAUCCCAACCUGAACAGGCCCCAACCUCUCCAUCACUCUGUGUCUCCCUCGCCCCAUACGCCGCAGCCGUUGCCUGGCAUUGCAUCCCUCGGUGACUCGGUAGAUCGCCGUGCCAGACUAGAACGCGAAGCUGAGAAUAUGCGUGAGGCACUCCGAGCCAAGGAACGUGAGUUGGCCGCGAUGAGGCGGUAA